GAGAGUUUACGACUGGGAUAUCUCAUGAGUGACACAGCAGCACUGUUGUCUCGAGUAAAGCGCUACCUGAUGUCGAAAAAGCCCAAACUGCACUUCUGCGAAGGAGAACCAAUUGUUGAUGUCCUCCAAGACAUCCAAACUAUAACUCAUGGCGAUCGGAGAAAUCACGAAGCUUGGCCGACAUUCCUUGACAUUGCAUCCGCUUUAUUGGAGUCUCCUAUUUUAAUCAGAAAAGAUUCAAAAUUGCUUCUCCUUCAUGAUCUCAUCUUCAAUUAUGGCUUCCAGUAUGUUGAAAGAACAAAUGAAGUUAGUUUUGAGAUGUUUCACAGGAAAGUUUUGGCUGUUCAACUGGGGAAAAUUCCGGAACGCACGCAGCAGCCAUUGAAAAUACCAUCUCAAAGAUUUUCACCUGUUAACAAAUUUGCAGAACCUCAACCCGUACAAUACACGUGGAUGACAAAUUCAGUUGAACUCGAUCUUACGCAUUUGAAUCUGGAUGAAAAUGAUGAAGGUAACUCUACAACAUCAGUUAUUGCAGUUUUCUACAGAAAUUUAUCUUCUCACUUACCUCAAAGAUUUUACUCGAAAAAAGGGGUAGCUGAUGUCGAGUACCACUUGAUCUCCAGUCUAGUGGCUGUACGUGUAAGAGGCGAGCUGGAUCCUGAAAAUGUCAAUAUCAAAAUAUCUUUAAACAGCUUUAAUCAUACAAUUACGGAUAAACAUAUAGGAUGGAACAUAUCUUGUGCCAUGGCAAACUUUGAACAUGGAACGAUUGAGUUCACUACUAAUAGUUGUCACUUGAUUUGGAAAGCCGGCAACAACAGUGUUUGCCAAUGCUAUAAGCUGGGCACGUACGCACUGCUGCUUACUCAUUAUACACUUCCAGAAGAACUGUACGCAGAAGUGAGUUUUGAUGCCAUAGCUGGUACUGGUGUCGCCAUUUGUGCCUUUUUAUUGCUUGUCACGAUUUUGAUGCUUUUCUCCUUAUGGAGGAAAGUCCGAGGAGCCGUAAUCGCUCUAAAAAUACAAGUAUGUAUUGCCUUACUAGGAGCUUUUGGAGUAUUUUUCUGUGGUUUAGUCAAACCAUUUUCUGAGGAAUUUUUUUCUUACACAGUGUCCUUGAUUCAAUUUUUUCUACUGACUGCUUUUUCUUUACAACUAUGCCUAGCAUUGGCUGUUUAUAUUGAAACUGUUGAACUUAAGAAUGUCCAAUAUUCAUUCGUAAAAAUUGCUGCUCUAGGAUGGGCUAUUCCUGUGAUAAUCGUUGGUGCAACAUUGGCCGCCCAAAGCUUAGAAGGCUACAUACUAGAAGGAUGGUGGUUAACUCUUGGUUCUAAUUUUUUUUAUGCCUAUACGUCUUCAAUACUGCUUCUCACUAUGUUCCAAAUACUGUUGUUCCUGAUUGUGAAAACGGAAAUUAGAAACCAUGGUAAAGUGGCUGACUUCCUUCAAAAUAAGAAAGUUCGAGUUAGCAAUAAUAGAAUCAAACUCUUACAUCGUUCACUUUUGCUUACUACUACUCUUUUACUUAUGUCGAUGGCUAGUAUUUUAUACGUAAAUUUUGAACUGAAGAUUUAUGAGUAUUUCUUCGCAACAAGUUCUGUCACUGUGGGUUUGGUGGUGUUUUUAAGUUACACUUUCUGUAGUGAAAAGAAUUUUUUGCUAUGUUGCUUUCAAGAAAAUCAUGAACCAAUUGAACGUGAAGACUCUGAUAUGAGAAGCGGAACUGAUUCCUUUAAAAGUUUUCUCAAACCAGAAAUUGUAGAUGAUCCAUAUUCUAGGAAGAUGCAUAUAGACGCAGAAAAGCGUGCGGAGCGCAUAAAACGAAUGUAUUCACAGAUAGAAAAGGCGUCUCUGUCCGAUUCCGUAGGAUCUCAUCGAAAUGAAGCAGCAGCGGAGCUGCUGGGCCAGCGCAAUUAUCAGCAUACAGAAUCCACAGUUGAUGAAACCCAUACGCCCAUUUUUAAGCCAUACCAACAUGGUGGAAUCACAAAUGGUAGUCCACAUCAUUUGGUAGCAGAAGGGGACGCAUUUUGCGAUCCCCUUGAGAGAGGGGAUGGCUAUCCUAAGAUGCACUGGAGAUACGCCAGCCAUCCUCAUGUUAUGUAUGGUUCUCCUGGGAGCUUGAGCAAGCACCCAAGGGAACAGUCUGGAACAGCAAGCAUUAAAAGACCUCUUUUGCUUGAAACAGAUACUGAGCCUUCUAGAACCAGAGAAAUUAAUACCGUAGAGUAUGGAACUUGUAGCAAGUUUCCCUCUAGCUUUUCAUCAUCAUCUUCAUCAACAUUCCAAACCCCACAAACUGUAACAGCUGAUGUUAUAGGCAACGGUCCCUCUCAGUGCAGUGCGGGUUACUCUGAUUCUUUCAAUCCAUUGGACAACCUGGAAGAUGGCUGCAGUUUGAGGAACUCAUGCUUCUUGCAACAUACGGAUUCAUUAGAGACAGUAGUCCAUUGUGAUACAGCUGCAAAAUCCUUGUCGGAAGCUCCUUUGAGAAAUAUUUCACGAGACACCAGUGCGCAACCAACUCAGUCUUGGAAUAUGACUACUGUUUGACGUGCAGAACAUUUUCAGUAUGUAACUAUAAUACUGACUUAUGCUUUUCCAUCAUCAUCUUCUAUUUAUACUUUAAGAAAUGUAAUGCUCAAGAAUAUUUAUUUCUGAGAAUGUGGCUGCGUGAUGUCUCGCCCACAAAGAUAUUUUUUGUACCUCAUAUAAAAGUUGAAUUUUUUAGAGUUGUCCUAAACAUCUGGUAUAACAAACAGCAUUUCACCAACGUGAACAUUCCUAAUUUGUUUUUAAUUUAUAGAAGUUUUAUCUUAAACCUGUAUAUACGGAUAAUACAUCUAUACAGAAUAUAUAAAAAUGCCAAAUCCAUUGGCUUCAGUUGCAACAAAGAUUAAAACAAUGUGUAAAUUCUCUUAAAGUUCCUUUUUAUGCAAUUAGGUUAAAGUCUUAAUAUGAGAACAGAUGGAAUUUAGACAAUAUAUAAUUUAUUAAAGGAGAAUGCAUUUCUUACUAAUGACGUAACAUAUCAUCUAUUCACUUAACCUUAUUAUUUUCUCAUAAACUCAAAAGUGAAAAUAAAAAUGUUGUGAAUAAUUUGACGGUAGGUAUUUCAUUAGAAAUUAUCAUUUUGCAUGAAAAGCUGUAUUAUAUACAUUCGAAUUAUCUGAGUUCAUUUAAUAUUGGCAUAUUGUGCAGAAUAACUUUGUAAAUGCUUCUUGUUGUCAUAUUUUUCAGUCAGAAUUGUCAUAUUUUUCAGUGUAUAUGUAAAACUGUUAACCGAACAUAAUCUUUGAAAACACAAAGAAUUACAUUGUCAAACCUUCCUGUAAUUUACUUAUUUCUCGUCUGCUAAAAUAAUCAACAGAAAAGGGAUGAUUUACCAUAUUUGUUAAUUACUCAAUAUAAGAUUGGCAAUUGUAUCAUUUCGAAGAGAGUGUGGCAUCCUAGAUCCCCAGCCAUUCUGGAGUUUGCAGGUUUCACGAUUUUUUCCCUGCCGGGUUACUGAAAUAGAAAGAUGUACACUAAAAAGCUAAGAACUAAGGAAAGCCAAAGCAAUAUAUAAAAUUCAGACAAUUCUCCGUGCAGCGUUGCGUGUGUUUACUCCAGAUAUAGCUUCAAAUUAUUUUAGUUAUCUGUUUACUACUAUAUUAUACUGUCUUUUUUUAUGUUAUGCAAGGAAAUUUACUUUCCAGCACAGUGUCUUUCGGAGCUCUGUGUUAGUGUUUGAUACUAUAGUAAAUGCUAUAAAUGUUAAGAUACAAUAAAACGCCGAACAAGUAUCUCAUCAUCCUCAGCUGCAAGCUUUUGCAGCUGAGGAGGAUAGUUUGGUAAAACGAUCGAAACUAGUCUUGUGAAAAUUUGAAAACAUAACGCUGAUUUUUGUUGUUUGACUUCUAAAUUAAUGCUAUAAAUGUUCCUUGCAAAUGCAAAAAAAGUACGCAGUAGAGAGGAGAGAUGUAGCACGCAGCUGUUAGAUGUUACCGUGACAGCACUGUAAGCAGAAGUAUCCGAAUACCUGUAAUAUUAGCUUAUAGAUCUUCCACUUGAAUAAUUCCAGCUUUUUACCUAAGGUCACGAAUCACUCCACCAUUUCCCCCGACACGGACUUGUUGAUUUGAAAACUGUCUUCAGGUGUCACACACUUAGAUGUUGUUAAAUGUGGCCUGGAUCGUUGCUCCCGAGAGACACUGUUUUUUCCAGCCCCCCCCCCGCAGAAUGCAGCGAAAAUUAAAAAGGUGAUUGAUUGCUAAAUUGGACACGCUCUCUCCAUAGCGGGGUUGUGUCAGGAUCGCAGAGAAAAAAGUUCUCUUAAAAAGACAAGAAAUAAGAGCGCACCUCCAGUCCCGUCUUAGCUGAUAUUGCAAAGGAACUACUGCUGAUUUAAGGGGACUCAUACUCCUUAAAACUCAUAAGAUCUUCGAAUAUGUGAUUGUUGCAAGAAUUGAGAUAACUUAUUUAUUUUAAAAGCAAUUACGUCCAU
Molecule: messenger RNA, 4489 nt
Organism: Stegodyphus dumicola
Lineage: Eukaryota; Metazoa; Arthropoda; Arachnida; Araneae; Eresidae
Biological process (GO): cell surface receptor signaling pathway; adenylate cyclase-activating G protein-coupled receptor signaling pathway
Cellular component (GO): membrane
Molecular function (GO): G protein-coupled receptor activity
Source: RefSeq, a predicted model, not a curated record